Molecule: messenger RNA, 1799 nt
Organism: Gymnodraco acuticeps
Lineage: Eukaryota; Metazoa; Chordata; Actinopteri; Perciformes; Bathydraconidae
Product: 5'(3')-deoxyribonucleotidase, mitochondrial-like
Exons: 5
Coding region: 55-726 (223 amino acids)
Biological process (GO): pyrimidine deoxyribonucleotide catabolic process
Molecular function (GO): 5'-nucleotidase activity
Source: RefSeq, a predicted model, not a curated record
CAACCACGUGGUGAACACUUAUGUAACUUAUUCCACGUAUUUCUCCUCGUUGACAUGUUACUACUUUCUACCACCCGCCUACUCGGAAGAGGAAAAACGUUACUCCGUGAUCCGGUUAGAAGGAUUUCCGUCAACAUGUCCUCCGGUAAGAGGCUCCGGGUUCUGGUGGACAUGGACGGGGUUCUGGCCGACUUUGAAGGCGGGUUUCUGAAGAAAUACCGGGCCAAAUACCCGGAGGAUCCUUUCAUCAGCCUGCAGGACAGGAGAGGCUUCUGGGUGUCCACACAGUACGGCCAGCUGCGGAGUGAUCUGUGUGAGAAAGCCAUCAGUAUCUGGGAGUCCAAGGAUUUCUUCAUGGAGCUGGAGCCGCUGCCGGGGGGGCUGGAGGCGGUCCGGGAGAUGGCCCAGAUGGAGAACACAGAUGUCUUUAUUUGCACCAGCCCUAUAAACCACAUCCAACACUGUCCCUAUGAGAAGUAUGCCUGGGUGGAGCAGCACUUGGGUCAGGGCUUUCUGGAGCAGGUCAUUCUGACACGAGACAAGACGGUGAUCAGCGGAGACAUCCUGAUCGACGACAAGCCCGAUAUCCUAGGUGUGGAUCCAGAACCCACGUGGGAGCACAUCCUGUUCACCGCCUGCCACAACAAGCACCUCAGCCCCCCCCAGAAGAGACUCCUCUCAUGGGCUGACGACUGGAGGGCCAUCCUGAACAGCAGGAGGCAAUGAGGAACUCCAUUACCCAGAAUCCCCAGCAGUUUACUUCCUCGUUAUAGUGACAGAUCUGGGGACGAAAUCGUCGUUGGGGCUCGAGGGAACGCUGUCACGCUGAAGUAACAAAACAAAUAAGGGUGAAAGAGCCAAAUCAACAUUAAUACACAUGUGGGAUGUUUUACACACGUUAGGAACUCCAUUACCCAGAAUCCCCAGCAGUUUACUUCCUCGUUAUAGUGACAGAUCUGGGGACAAAUCAUCGCUGAGCCUCGAGGGAACGCUGUCACGCUGAAGAAACAAAAAAUAAAUAAGGGUGAAAGCCAAAUCAACAUUCAUACACAUGUUGGAUGUUUUACACACACUGAGGAACUCCAUUACCCAGAAUCCCCGGCGAUUGACUUCCUCUUAGUGACAGAUCUGGGGAGGAAAUCAUCGCUGAGGCUCGAGGGAACGCUGUGUCACAGAAUUAACUCUGAAAAAAAUAAGGUUAAAUGAACAUUAAUACACAUGUGGGAUGUUUUACACACCUGUUGCAUCAGAGGACAUUUCAUCGUUUGACCACCAGGGGGCACUCUGACACUGUGUGUUUAGGACUUUAUACAGGAUACAGUAAGUCUAACGGGGCAGCUUGAACUCACUGUGAGCUGCGUUUUGUUCACAGCUUUUAGUCGUUUAACAUUAACGUCAAACGCUUUUUAAUUUGAUGGUGUUUAUCUGCGGUCUUCUGACAAAUGGCUUAUCAAUAGUGUGUGUUAUUAAUGAGUCAGUCACACUCCACUACACACUGACAUACACACAACAUAUUGAUGUGUGCAAUACAAAAAGAUACUGUAAAGAAAACACAUGGUGUUUUUAUUUUGUAUGUUCUCUGUUCACCAUCAUCUAUGCAUCUUGAAUGAAACAAAUGAGUAUUUGCAUGUUGCCAAAACCAUCACAAAUGUUGGAUGUAUUGAAAAAUAAAAAACGGAGUAUGUUUGAAAUAUUAAGUAUUAAAGGGAGAAAAGAUUUAGUGAAAGGUUGGGUAAGAGUGUAUUUUUAAAAAUGAUUAAAAGACGUGUUUCUGAAUAUCAGAAUGAACCAAAAUUGAA